AUGAAUUCAGCAAUAUGCAGCCAUUGCCGUGCGGCGUUCCGCCGAUCACUUCGGUCUGUACGAACUCGCCAACCACAUACAACAGCCACCAGCAGCACGAGGAAGAGCUCAAGCUCAGCUCCCCAUACGACCCAAGACCUCGAAAGCAUCCUCUCGAAGCCAAGUUGGUCCGUCCGCUCCCUCCUACCCCCUCCAGCCUCGGAAUCCACAGCUGGCUCUCCAACAAUCACCCCACAAACCCUACAGCAUCUGCUCCGGCUCUCUGCUCUACCUCCCCCUAGGUCCGCCGAGGAGGAAUCGAAAAUGCUCUCGACCCUCGAGUCGCAACUCCAAUUCGUCCGUGCAAUCCGCGAAGUCGACACCACAGGCGUAGAGCCUCUGCGUUCCAUCCGCGAUGAAACAGCGCAGGGCAUGCGUGAGCAGACCAUCGGCCUAGACCAACUCCAGGAAGCCCUUGCGAAAGAAGACAUCGUCGGGCACGCGCGGCGCCCACGACGGCGGCGGGCAGGAAAAACUGCAGGAAAGAGGGAACAGAAAAUAGAGGAGAAUACUGAUUCUUCAGUAGAAGAUUGGGACGUUCUCGGUGGUGCCAGUGAGACGGCAGGGCGAUACUUCGUUGUAAGGACCGGAUCGACGGAUCCAACGCAAGCAGGAUAG
Molecule: messenger RNA, 657 nt
Organism: Annulohypoxylon truncatum
Lineage: Eukaryota; Fungi; Ascomycota; Sordariomycetes; Xylariales; Hypoxylaceae
Exons: 1
Coding region: 1-657 (218 amino acids)
Biological process (GO): regulation of translational fidelity; glutaminyl-tRNAGln biosynthesis via transamidation
Molecular function (GO): glutaminyl-tRNA synthase (glutamine-hydrolyzing) activity
Source: RefSeq, a predicted model, not a curated record